Molecule: messenger RNA, 1220 nt
Organism: Rosa rugosa (rugosa rose)
Lineage: Eukaryota; Viridiplantae; Streptophyta; Magnoliopsida; Rosales; Rosaceae
Product: protein-L-isoaspartate O-methyltransferase 1-like
Exons: 4
Coding region: 71-1021 (316 amino acids)
Biological process (GO): protein modification process
Cellular component (GO): cytoplasm
Molecular function (GO): protein-L-isoaspartate (D-aspartate) O-methyltransferase activity
Source: RefSeq, a predicted model, not a curated record
AAAAAGGGCAAAAAAAAAAAGAAAAAAGAAGAAGAAUAGAAUAAGGUAGAGGAGGAGAGAAUCGUGGCAAAUGUAUAAUCUAUUAUCGGCAUCACCGAGAGCUAUCGCUAUAGCCCGCAUAGCGUACGGUUGCGUAUAUACUACGCCCUCUACAACAACCCACCUCUUAACCUCCACCCCUACUCGCUCUUUCUCUCACCUUCACCGUCUCCGCCGCACAGUCUCACUCCUCCGACCACCCACUCUCUCCUCCUGUCCUAAUUUCCUCACGGGUAACUCUCACUUCUGCGGAAUGGCGGUAAUUGCUCCUCUCUUUUCCUAUCUCAGCUUAAUGUGGCUCUUGUCUGGGCAUGGAGUUCGUGAUAGCAAGGCAAUGGUGGAGGGUUUGCAAGGUUAUGGAGUGAUUAGUUCCAAGAAGGUUGCUGAAGUGAUGGGGACUAUUGAUAGGGCUUUGUUUGUGCCUGAUGGGACCCCAGCGUAUGCUGACUCCCCCAUGUCGAUUGGUUAUAAUGCCACCAUUUCUGCACCUCAUAUGCAUGCAACAUGCCUGCAAUUGUUGGAAAAGAAUUUGCAGCCUGGUAUGCAUGCUUUGGAUGUUGGAUCAGGGUCGGGAUAUUUGACUGCAUGUUUUGCACUGAUGGUUGGGCCAAAAGGUCGAGCAGUGGGUGUAGAACACAUUCCGGAGUUGGUCUCUUCCUCAAUUGAGAAUAUUCAAAAAAGUGCAGUAGCACCAUUACUGAAAGAAGGUUCCCUCUCAGUGCAUGUCAGUGAUGGAAGGCUAGGUUGGCCUGAAUUUGCACCUUAUGAUGCUAUUCAUGUUGGGGCAGCUGCUCCAGAAAUACCACAACCACUUAUUGACCAAUUGAAGCCUGGAGGAAGAAUGGUGAUUCCUGUGGGAAACCUAUACCAGGAUUUAAAGGUUGUGGACAAGAACAUGGAUGGUUCUGUAAGUGUCAGGACUGAAACUUCAGUUCGUUAUGUUCCACUGACAAGUCGAGAAGCUCAGUUGCGAGGCUAUUGAGGCUGCUGAUAUGUUUCAGUUGAAAAUCAUGUCCCUGGUCUAUUAGAUUGUCCGGGUCUGCUUCUACCUUUACUAGGACUCCUGGAUUCUGUAUAGAUGUUACUCUUGCUUUCCCUUCACAGUAAUGGUUUGUUGAAUAUAGUUCUGCUUUUGUCACUGUAAAUUAUUCUUGUUGGUUAAUAAACAAGGUUUAGCUCCA